Hemiscyllium ocellatum (epaulette shark) is the source of this 5362-nucleotide messenger RNA. RefSeq names its product LEM domain-containing protein 2-like. The transcript is spliced from 9 exons. The coding region runs from base 6 to 2159 and encodes 717 amino acids. Lineage: Eukaryota; Metazoa; Chordata; Chondrichthyes; Orectolobiformes; Hemiscylliidae. Gene Ontology annotation, molecular function: chromatin DNA binding. Gene Ontology annotation, cellular component: nuclear inner membrane. Gene Ontology annotation, biological process: nuclear envelope organization; negative regulation of BMP signaling pathway. The record is from RefSeq and is a predicted model, not a curated record.
UGGUGAUGAAGCCCAAAAUGGCGCCGACACUGAGCGACCGAGAUUUGCGAAGCAAGCUGAAGGCCUUGGGCUUCACGGCCGGCCCUAUCACCGACAGCACCAGGUCUGUGUACCUGAAAAAAUUACACCAACUGCAGUCCGAAAAGAAUCAACAGGAAAAGAGCAGCCGGGCGCCGCGGGUUCGCCAGAGCCUCCGGCAACGUGAGGUUGAGUUCCAGGCCCCCGCCCCAGCCCCAGCCCCAGCCCCAGAGCAGCCAAGGAGGAGGCCGGCCGCUGUCUCCAACGUGAGGGCCGAGUCCAGCCGCCAGCAGGCCGACCCUGUGUUUGACUCUACUACCACCCAUUAUACAGGGACAUCGGCUGCAUACCUUACAGAUAGACUCCAUUCAGGGGAUGACGAAGACGCGGAGGAAUCUGACAGUCUGAGCUCGCAUCGAUACACGGGGACUUCCAGCAGCUUGCAUUCGGAUUCGUUUACCAGGAAACCAGUCAACACAUAUUCAGAUCGCUAUGGAGGGGCAUCUGGCAGCCUGACUUCAGAUCCAUAUACCACGAAAUCUGUUAGCUCAUAUUCAGAUCGCUAUACAGGAGCAUUUAGCAGCCUGACUUCAGAUCCAUAUACCAGAAAACCUGUCAGUUCAUAUUCUGAGCGAUAUACAGGGAUAUCUGGCAGCCUGACUUCAGAUCCAUAUACCAGAAAACCUGUCAGUUCAUAUUCUGAGCGAUAUACAGGGGUAUCUGGGAGCCUGGGUUCAGAUCUGUAUGCAGGGACAUCGGGCGGCCUGACUUCGGAAUCACACAGCAGGAUAACUGACACACUGUAUUCAGAUCGCUACACUGGGGAGAGUCUGAAUUCAGAUCCAUAUACAAAAAAAUCUGACAGUUCAUAUUCGGAUCCAUACACAAGGAAAUCUGACAGCCUGUAUCCAGAAACGUACACGGAAAAAUCUGACAUUCUGAGUUCGGAUCAAUAUGCAAGGAAAUUUCAGAGUCUAAAAUCCAAGCCAUACACAAGGAAAUCUGAUAGCAUGUAUUCAGAUCAACACGCAGGGAAAUCUGACAGCCUAAGGUCAGAUCUACAUACAGGCAGAUUUAGCAGCUUGUAUUCUGAUCAUUUUUCAAGAAAUUUGGGCAGCCUCCAUUCUGAUAGUCGUUACAGAGGAAAGUCUGACAGUUUGUUGAAAAGUGAACGCUACAUAAGAGGAACUGCUGCUGGGCUCCCUAAGAAGGGGAUGCAAAAACCUAAGAAUCGUCUAGACAGAUUUGAGUUUUACCUAUCAUGGUUUCUCUAUGUUACUACAAUUGUCCUGUGUCUCGUUCUGUUGGGGUUAAUCUGCAUCAAAACCUUACAGUUGCUUGAAAAACCUGAAGACAUCAGUGAAAAUAUUAAGAUGCUGCCAGUGGAUUGCAAUGGGAAAACUGACGCAUAUUGCCAAGCUGAAGAACGCAAAAUCAUAAUGCUCAUGUUGUCUGAAAUGUACGAGUAUUUGGCAGAAAUAGCUGGUGAGUUUGAGUGUGGAUCUGAAUAUCUGCUGAAGACCAAAUGUGUGCCAGUCGCUGAUGUACAGAGACAUUUAGCAACUAAUAAUAUACCUAAUCUAGAAAAAUUUAAUGAGGCACUCCAAUGGAUCAUUCAGAGUACUCGAGACUUUGGGAUUAGGCUAGUUGGUGAAGAUUCUGAAGCACCAGUGACUUCAGUGGAUCAAGUGAUCUGUCUUGAAUCCACUCGUCCACAGAUGAAUUUAUAUUGUCGCCUCCGUCAUGCUGUUUAUACUAUUCUUCACAGAAUGCUAAUCUUUAUCUUGGUUUUAAGCCUUUUGUGGAUCAUGUUGCUACUUCUGAAAUACCAGUUGAAGAAAAUGAAGGACCGAGAGCAAGCCGUGUAUGAAAUGGUGAACAAAAUUAUAGCUGUCGUUCGUGCCCAUAAUCAAGACUGGGAAAAAGAUUUAGAACUCAUACCAUAUGUACCUGUCCCUCAUGUCCGUGACACUCUGAUUCAACCUGAGAACAGGAAAAAGAUGAAGAUGAUCUGGGAGAAGGCUGUUCAGUUUCUUGAAGCAAAUGAAUCACGAAUUCGUACAGAGACUCAGAUAAUAAAUGGAGAAGAUUUCUUAGUCUGGAGGUGGACACAGCCUUCGUCCCUCUGUGAUUCAAUGUGAUAAAUAACUAAAUGUAAUGAGCAAAGGGCAGUUAGGAGCCAUAUUGUUGAUGCAGUGCUUUAGCAUGCCAGCAAGCUUUACUACACGAUGAACACUUGUGUUUGUGAAAUUUUCACACAGCAGUUGAUUUAUUUGAGAGCAAGGAGUAAGCCACUACUGAUGAAAAGGUAGAAGAAUUGAGUGGAUACCUGGGACAUCUUGCAAUGCUUGUUGACAGAUUUUAAAAAUAUCAUUAUUCAUUGUUGGGAUUAAGGAAUCACGAGCAAGGCCUAGAUUUAAUCUUCAUCUCUAAUAUAACUGAGGGGCUUAAUAGGUAACCAGAGAAAGCAGCUAAAAACCUGUCAUAUGUUGAGUGACUGAAGUUGUAUACAGUUUGACAAGUUUUGUAAUAGAUUUUUUUGACAGUGCCAAUCCAACAAUCAUCAAUUACCACUUAAAGUUCCUGAUGAGAUUUGACCUCUCAAUAUCCUGAAUAACUAGUUCAGACACUUAGAUUAUUAGUUCAAUAAGAGAGGCACCAUACCAUAGCUAUAUUUAUUGAAGUUGUUAGAGAUUCGGAAACAAACGAUCUUGCAUUUUUCCAAAGCCAGAUAAUAUGCUAAUGUAGCCAAAUAAAGCAGAAAGGUAAUACUGUAAAUCUGAGAACAAUAAAAUAAUGUGUAACUUUGAACUAGGCCUUAUAUUUAAUGGACUUUAAAUAUAGUUGUCAUAAUUCUUAAACAUAAAGGUUUAAAGUCUUUGUCCAGAUUCAUAUUCUGUGCUGCAUAGUGUUUUAAAUUUGCUUUUAUGCACUGACUUUGUGAAAAUAAUUGUCAUUAUGUCAGAAAUUCUGUCUCCUGUAUAUAAGUACUGCACUUGCUUUAAGUAUUUUAUACAUUUUAAGGACAAGUUUUUUGCAGUUUAUGCAAUCAAAUUUAUUUUAUGAAGAGGGUGCAACAUCAGUUUUUCCUUUCUGCUGCAUACAAAUUUGAUAGGAAAUGUAAUAAUGCUGAUUCUUCUGAACAGAGCCAAACAUGCUGAAAUCUAUUAAUUCCACUUAACUGACCUGGUAUUCCUGACCCAUAUCUGUUCUAUUUCUGUUUUCAACUGUCAACAGAAAUAUUAAAAAAAUGAAAUAACUCCACAAAGGCUGGUAUCCCAUCACCAAAUCACCCUUUUUUUGACUCAUGCAUAGCAUUUGACACUGACCAGUCUUGCUCAGAACCAUUUCUGUGUGUGUUCAGAACCCCUGACACUUCUGUUUAUAUCUGUCAGCCAGGACUGCUGAUUGGGGCUGUUAUCCCAGUCCAAUCAGGGAACUGGUAUUCAGUGAGGUCCACCUACCUGACCUUGUUCCAAUCACUGCAGAAAGCAUAUCUCCAAAGUAUUUUAAAAUAUUUGUAAAUGUAUUUUGUUCCAUAAGGGUAAUUUUAUUUCUUAAAACGCAGGUUAUUUUCUUUUUAAAGGGGUGGCAAUAGCUUCCAUGUAAAGGGUAAUUAUGUAAAAUAGUAGAUCUCUAUGACUAUAAAACUGACAGUUGAGCAGCAGCUUUAUGACUUAAGAAAUGUCUGAUAAUGUUUUUAUGUGUGGAAGUUAAGUGGUUAACAUAUUUGAUGAAGCCUAAUUGGAAACAAUUGGAAAGCUAUUUGGUAAUGAAAAUGCAGCAGGCGUGUGUUCAAGUUUCAUAAUGAUACUUUACCGUGAAUAAUCUAUCUCAAAGCAUUGUGAAUGAACUAAAAAUAUACAGUAUAAAGUAAAACAUUUCGUAUUACACAGUGCCUCAUUGAAUUGGUAUAAAAGUGAAUUAUUGUUCUGUAUUUUGUAUAUAUCUUAGAGGGUAUAUUUGUACAAACAUAGGAAUUGCCUCUUUGGGUUUGCUCUGCCAUUUGAUAAGGUCAUGGGUGAGUUGAUUGUGGCGCCAACUCUGGAAUCCAUAGAAUCUCUGAAGUGUGGAAACAGGUAAUUUGGCCCAACAAGUUCAUGCUGACCCUCCAAAGAGCAUCCCACCCAGGCCCAUCACCUAUCCUGACCCUGUAACCUUGUGUUUCCCAUGGCUAACACAUUUAACCUAUAUAUCCCUGUUCACUAGCCAAUCCACCUAACUUGCUCAUCUUUCAAUUGAGGAAGGAAUCUGGAGCACCCAGAAGAUACCCAUGAAGACAUGGGAGAAUGUGCAAACACUACACAGACAUUCGGGCGAGGGUAUAAUUGAACCCAGGUCUCUGGCACUGAGAGGCAGCAGUGCGAAUCACUAAGCCCCAAAAUACUAUUAUUGUAGAAUCCCCACGGUGCACAUAGAAGCCAUUCAGUCCAUCAAGUCCGCACCAACCCUCAAAAGAACAUCCAACCCAUUCAUGUAACCCUGCAUUAACCAUGGCUAACCCACCUAUCCUGCACAUACCUGGACACUAUGGGGCAGUUUACCAUGGGCAAUCUACGUAACCUGCAUAUCUUUGGAUGUGGGAAGAAACUGGAGCACGGAGCAGAAACCCACACAGACACAGGGAGAACUGUCCAUGCAGACAGUCACCCAAGGCUGGAAUUGAACCCAGGGCCCUGGCAGUUGGAAGCAGCAGUGCUAACUACUGUGCCACCUUGUCGUUCUCUACUUUCCUCCCUACCCCAUAACUCUGACUCCGUUGUUAGUCAAGAAUCUGUCUAUCGCUGCCUUAAGGGAUAUUCAUUGAGCCUGCCUCAACACUUUCUGUGGAAGAAAGUUUCAAAGGCUCACAAAUUAAUUUCUCUUUUUCUUCAAUGGGCAACCCCUUAUUUUUAGGGCUGUGUCUCCUGACAUCCCCAAAAGGUGCACAUUGCAUAUGCGGAAAGCUUUGCAUAUGCACACUUUGUGAAACACUGUGCCAGUCAAAAACAUGGUGAUACCCAAAUAAACACACAAAUACGAGAGUGAGGGACGUCUUUGGCAGCUUUGCUCAUAUGUACUAAGAGCAUUUAUGAGGUGUCGGCAGACAUUCUCUUUUUAAACUGUGUCACCUAAUUCUAGUGCCUGCUACAAUGGGAAAUACACUUUUAGGAUCCACCUUGACAAGGUCCCCACAAGUUCAUAUAUGUUCAUAGUACCUUUAUGUAAUCACAUGGUGCUAAUCUGCUAUUUGUUAGGAAGAUAAAAUUCUUGGGCUUCAGUUGCUGUUUUCAGUUCUAUGAUAUAUAUUGCAUGUUUUUACUGAUUUUACAGAAUCAUUAAACUCUUUAGUGAUAAAUGUUAA